AGCCGCCCAUCGUUAGCCCUCGACAGGGAUAAUAUCCAACAUGAGUCCAGUCACAAAACACGGAACUUUUCACCGUAGCUGCUGAAGAGACGGCGAAAUAGGAAGAAAUUGCUCCUCCGUCGCUUGAAGCAGCCGGGGACAGAAUGAGCGAGGGUCCGAAGAAGCGGAGCAGCAGCAGCAGCAGCAGCAGCAGCGGGGGGAGAAGUCUCUCAGAACCCGCUGAAUCUCCGUCUGUUACGGGAAAAGAUGAAGAAGAAAGCUCCGCGGUGGGUCUCAAAAAACAAAUCGGCCUCGUCAGCGCCUGUGCCAUUAUCAUAGGGAAUAUCAUUGGAUCUGGGAUUUUUGUGAGUCCUAAAGGUGUCCUGGAGAAUGCCAGCUCAGUGGGUGUGGCCCUGAUCGUGUGGGCCACAACAGGACUCAUCACAGCUGUGGGCGCUCUCUGCUAUGCAGAGUUAGGUGUGACCAUACCCAAGUCUGGGGGAGAUUACUCCUAUGUCAAAGACAUCUUUGGAGGACUGGCUGGGUUUCUGCGUCUGUGGAUCGCAGUAUUGGUUAUUUACCCUAGUAACCAGGCAGUGAUUGCUCUCACCUUCUCCAACUACAUCCUGCAGCCCCUCUUCCCCUCCUGCCUUCCCCCAGACAGCAGCCUUCGCUUGCUGGCUGCCGUCUGCCUCUUGUUGUUGACAUGGGUGAACUGCCACAGUGUGCGAUGGGCCACAUUUGUCCAAGAUGUCUUCACCGCUGGCAAGCUGUUGGCCCUGGCCCUCAUCAUCAUCAUGGGUAUUGUCCAGAUUUGCAAAGGUCACUAUCACUGGUUGGAGCCGGUCCAUGCCUUUGAGACCUUCCGUGACUAUGACGUUGGUCUGAUAGCUCUGUCCUUCCUACAAGGCUCUUUUGCGUAUGGAGGCUGGAACUUCCUUAAUUAUGUCACAGAGGAGCUGGUCGACCCGUACCGGAAUUUACCACGUGCAAUCUUCAUCUCCAUCCCUGUCGUCACCUUUGUUUACGUGUUUGCCAAUGUUGCUUACGUCACAACUUUGAGUCCCCAGGAGUUGCUCGCCUCAAACGCUGUAGCAGUGACAUUUGGAGAGAAAUUGCUCGGAGUAAUGUCAUGGAUCAUGCCCAUCUCUGUGGCACUCUCCACCUUCGGUGGAGUCAAUGGCUCUCUCUUCACAUCGUCGCGAUUGUUUUUUGUCGGAGCAAGGGAAGGCCAUCUCCCACGCGUGCUUGCCAUGAUUCAUGUCACACGCUGCACUCCUAUUCCAGCACUACUAUUCACUUUGAUCACGUCUCUGCUGAUGUUGUGCACCAGUGACAUUUACACCCUUAUAAACUACGUGGGAUUCGUCAACUACCUCUUCUAUGGCGUCACUGUCGCUGGGCAGAUUGUGCUACGUUACAAACAGCCUGACCUGUAUCGACCCAUCAAGGUGAGCCUUGUAUGGCCUGUGAUCUACCUCCUGUUCUGGGCCUUCCUGCUGGUGUUUUCCCUCUACUCUGAGCCUGUCGUCUGUGGUGUUGGACUGGCCAUCAUGAUGACCGGUGUCCCUGUGUAUUACUUGGGAGUCCACUGGGAAAAGAAGCCACAGUGUUUUAAUAUUGCUAUUGGGAAAAUGACCCAUCUGUGUCAAAAGCUGUGUUCGGUGGUCUACCCAGAUAUGGGGGGGAACCUGGAGCCCCAUAGUCCACCAAAGGAAGAUGGAGUCGGGGAGAUGGAUGCUGCCUCACAUGGCUAACUGGACUAACCCACAGACAAGUCCCUGAAAGAAAAGCAUACUCUUUAUUCACUGAAUGAACACUUUAACACCUAACAUGGUCUACAGCACUGGACACUUGGACAUUGCCCUGUUGACUGGGCUUAUUUCUGCACUGAUAAAGAUGGAAUAUCACAUACACUAAACAUAAAUUAUGACCGACACUUUGAUGUAUUCACCACAGCAUUUAAACCACCUCCUUUUGGUUUUUCUUGGAUAUUGUGUUUGUCAUUGUCUUGGAGGCAGUGGUGAAAUAUUUUAAUAUUUUCAUAAAUCUGUCAUAAUCA
Molecule: messenger RNA, 2041 nt
Organism: Solea solea (common sole)
Lineage: Eukaryota; Metazoa; Chordata; Actinopteri; Pleuronectiformes; Soleidae
Gene: slc7a8b
Product: solute carrier family 7 member 8b
Exons: 12
Coding region: 144-1736 (530 amino acids)
Biological process (GO): neutral amino acid transport; amino acid transmembrane transport
Cellular component (GO): membrane
Molecular function (GO): neutral L-amino acid transmembrane transporter activity; L-amino acid transmembrane transporter activity
Source: RefSeq, a predicted model, not a curated record